This is a messenger RNA of Zingiber officinale, 1533 nucleotides long. RefSeq lists its product as uncharacterized. The transcript has 8 exons. NCBI's taxonomy places the organism in Eukaryota, Viridiplantae, Streptophyta, Magnoliopsida, Zingiberales, Zingiberaceae. The record is from RefSeq and is a predicted model, not a curated record. Bases 1 to 1533 code for a protein of 510 amino acids.
AUGAAUAGUGGAGUUUGUGUUAAGUCAUCAAAUGAUGGAGAUGCAAGAAAUGAUUUCUAUGGCUUAUUGGAUGAAAUUAUAGAGGUAGCAUACCCUGGCCCAGAAAUGCGAGUUAUUCUAUUCAAGUAUAAUUACAAGUUAUAUCUUAUCGUCUUCUCGGGAGUUCGUGGAUUCACUUUUUUCUUAGCAAAUAUGAAUCUCUUUCGACGAGGUGGUCGUAGACGGAGGCCUCAGCAUACACCACCUACAGACACUGUAUCUACACCCCCACCUAAUCAAGCUGACACUGCAGGACCGUCGCAUACACCUUCAACAAUACCUUCCUGUGCACCAUCGCCUUCCCCUUCCCCUUCGGCUGUACCUUCACCGAUCGAGUCCCCAGCAGCCUCUUCCAUUCCUUCCCGACAUUCGAUUGCAGAGAGGCCAGACACUCGAGAGUCUAUAGCCCCUUGUGGAGAUUCGUUCGAUAAUUCUGUCCAUGUUAUUCACGAGAUUAAUAGAAUCGUGAAUAACCAUUGGAGAGGGGACUCGAUGAGUUAUACUAGCACUCCAGUACCGACUAGAGAGUUAUGGUGGAGUGAAUUUAAGCGAUCAUUCACUUGGGACAUGAAUGAUGACAUGGAAAUAAGAAGGAUUUUCAUGAAAAAAUGUGGCGAUCACAUUCGUCAUGUACUCAAUCAUGCGAAGUCAAAGGGGAAAAAACCACCAUUCAUUACUGAGGAAAACUGGAUAAAGAUUACCAAUUAUUGGGAAAGUGAGGAGUUUAAAACAAGAAGUCACCAGAAUAAAACUAAUCAAUCUUUUAAUUCUGGAGACAUGUCUGCUACAUAUGCGGGAGGAUCUAUCAAUAUUGAUGAGCAUAGACGCAGAUUGUCCAAAGAACUAGGAAAGGAGCCUACAUUUAUAGAAACUUUCACCCGCACCUUUCAGAAAAAAGAUAAGACUUGGAGCGGGGGCAGAGCUAGAGCAAUCAAGGAGAAAUAUGAUGAACUAGAGGUAGCACAAAGAUGUUCUGGUUCUACUAGUGCAGAUAUGGAGGGGUCUGAGCCAUCUGUUGGUACUGAUUUAAAUUUAUGGCUACAAGCGAGUGGAGGAUCAAAAAAAGGAGGAAAGAUAUUUGGAAUGGGUUCUUUGAGCAGAAUCCAUAGAGUUGGCCGUAUUUCUUCCUCCUCCUCACAGACCCAGCAGAUGACCCACUUGACUGAAGAGGUUUCACAGUUGAAGGAUAUUUUAAAUGAAAGGGAUGAAGAAAUGAGACAAAUGCGCCAAAAUCAAGAAUUGAUUUUACGACAUUUCAAGUUAAUUUCUGCUCCAAGUGAAAAUCCUCCCGGUGACGGUGACGAUGGUGAUCAUGAUGAUGGCGAUGGUGAUUAUGUUGAUGAUGCAGAUGUUCUUGAUGAUAAGAAGUCUAUUGAACCUAACUAUGCAUUUGUUGAUAAGGAGAGUAUAGAAACUUGUGCUGUGGAGACAACCCAGGAAUCACUUCCUUUAGUUGUAGAGUCAGAAUCAGAGCCAAACCGAGAGGAGUCUUAG